Prunus armeniaca (apricot) is the source of this 1089-nucleotide messenger RNA. The record is from the annotation of a GenBank genome assembly. NCBI's taxonomy places the organism in Eukaryota, Viridiplantae, Streptophyta, Magnoliopsida, Rosales, Rosaceae.
AUGUCGAUAGAUGGAAGCAGGAUGGUCCGAGCCUUGAUGAUCUGCCUGCUGGACAUGAGGAGUGUUUUGCUAAACUCCCCUAAAAAAGGAAGGCUGAUGUCAAUCAAGCAUGGAGUUGAUUUGACGUCGCAAAUUCCUUUGGAAGUGAGGUUGGCGGAGGCUAGGAAAGCAAGAGAGUCAUCUGCCCGGACAAAAGGUUCUUCUGCAACGUCAGCGACUGAUCCAAAGGUGGACAAAUCUAGCCCUGCAGGGGAUGCAGGCGUGUCUGAUCUGCUAAAGACGCAAUUUCUAUCAAGUCCAUCCUCUUGUGCUGAGCUGGUUGACCAAAUCCGUCAGGCUGGCGAUCUUGGUACUUUUUCAAGUCUUUCCUUGGAAAAGCAAAAGGAAGCGACACUUCAUCUGCUUCAAAAGGGAAUAGUUUUUGCUGCUGAGACCAUUCGGAACUCGUCUGCUGUUGCCCCAUCUUCUGUUCAGCUCAGCGAGUUGGAGAAGAAGAAUGCCGAGUUAGUUAGCAAACUUUCCGCCGAGCAGACCCGUUAUGAGAAAAAGACGUCUGAUUUGCGGGCGAUGAUAUCUGAGUUGAAGAGCUCCCUUGCUGAGAAGGAUUCCGAGCUUAACUCUUCUGCUGCUGACUUGGCAAGUCGAAAAGAUGCUUAUUUCCACCUUGAGCGCAAGAAUGCCGACAUCUCUCAUAGCUAUGACAAGCUUUUAGCUAGACUUCACGCCUACCAUGAGUCUGCUGAGGAAUCCAAGUCCGAAGUUGCCAUGGACGCGUACAAGUUGGGCUACCUGGACUGCACAAGAGGAUAUGAUCCCUUCUACGCCAUUGGAGAUGAAGACAUCGAGAUGCUCUAUCCAGACUUGCCCCCUGCGCAAAGUGAGAAGGCUAAUGCUGUGAACAUCGAAGGAGCUGAAGAGCAGGUGACUAAAGAGGCGAUAGCUGAGGAGGAUGGAGCAGAGGAGGAUGCAGCCGAUGAGGUGGUGGCAGACGUCAUAGAUCAGGCAUGUGGAGCUGCUGAAAGCGUGGCUGUUCAGGCGGACGCUAAAGAGGUUGUAAAUCAGGGAUCUCCUGCUGGCGCUUCGGAGUAG